Molecule: messenger RNA, 2457 nt
Organism: Solanum tuberosum (potato)
Lineage: Eukaryota; Viridiplantae; Streptophyta; Magnoliopsida; Solanales; Solanaceae
Product: pentatricopeptide repeat-containing protein At5g59600
Exons: 1
Coding region: 93-1685 (530 amino acids)
Biological process (GO): RNA modification
Molecular function (GO): RNA binding; protein binding
Source: RefSeq, a predicted model, not a curated record
AUUUAUUUACAAUCAACUAAUCCAAAUACUUUUCUCUCUCUCUCUCAAAAUGCAGUUCAAUUGACUAAAGAAUUUCUACUUAUCCAAAGCAUAUGAGAGAAAUGGUGAUUGGCACCAAAGCAACAGACAUAUACACAAAACUUUUCGAAACCUAUGCUCAAAAUGGCGUUUUGCAAUUAGGCAAAGUAUUACAUGCACACUUAAUCAUCAAUGGAUUGGCUCAAAGAACUCAUUUUGCUUCAAAGCUUAUUGCUUUUUAUGCAGAAUGUAAACAGUUAUCCCAUGCACGUAAACUGUUCGAUAAAAUUCCCAAAUCAGAUUCUCGUCGUUGGAUCGUUCUCAUUGGGGCGUAUGCUCGUCGUGGGUUUUACGAGGAAGCAAUGGGUGUUUUUUAUGAAAUGCAAAGGGGUGGAAAGAAGCCGAAUAAGUUUGUUCUUCCUAGUGUACUUAAAGCUUGUGGACGCUUCAAUGAUUUUCGAACAGGGGAGAUAUUGCACGGUGUGAUUCUGAAGAAUAAGUUUGAAUUUGAUUCGUAUGUGGUUAGUGCAUUGAUAGAUAUGUAUUCAAAGUGUGGUAGAGUUGAGAAGGCGAAAAGGGUGUUUAAUGGUACGGUGAAUAAAGAUUUGGUCUCGUUGAAUGCUUUGAUUUCGGGUUGUGUACAACAGGGGAUCGUAAAUGAAGCGUUGGAUUUGGUUGAGGAAAUGAAAGUUCAAGGUAUGAAGCCUAAUGUGGUGACAUACAAUACUCUGAUUGCAGGGUUUUCGCAAGAAGAUGAUCGAGGUGUGGUUUGUAAAGUUGUUGAAUUGAUGCACGAUGAUGGCCUUGAGCUAGAUGUUGUUUCUUGGACUAGUAUAGUUUCCGGGCUCGUGCAGAAUUUUCAUAACAAGGAAGCUUUUGAUACGUUUAAGCGAAUGUUGGAUGAUGGGAUAUGUCCAAGUUCAGCUACGAUUAGUAGCAUAUUGCCUGCUUGUGCAACUGUGGUAGAUUUGAUUCGUGGGAAGGAGAUACAUGGUUACGCGGUAGUGAUGGGGAUCGAGAAGGAUGUAUACGUAAAAAGUGCCCUCAUAGACAUGUAUGCAAAAUGUGGAUUUAUAUCUGAAGCAAAGCACUUGUUUUCUAAGAUGUGUGAAAAAAAUACAGUAACUUGGAACUCGAUGAUUUUUGGCUACGCGAAUCAUGGGUAUUGCAGCGAAGCAAUUGAAUUAUUCAAUCAAAUGUUAAGAGAGGAAGAGAGGAAACCAGAUCACUUGACUUUCAUAGCAGCUCUCACUGCUUGUAGUCAUGCUGGACUUGUGCAGUAUGGAGAAAGUUUGUUCAAACUGAUGCAGGAAAAGUACACGAUAAAGCCAAGAUUGGAGCAUUUCGCGUGUAUGGUGGAUCUUCUAGGGAGAGCAGGGAAACUCGAUGAGGCUUACGAUUUGAUUCAGACCAUGUCAAUUGAACCUGAUUUAUUUGUUUGGGGAGCAUUAUUAGGGGCAUGCAGGCAGCACGGAAAUAUGGAUUUAGCAGCGGUUGCAGCUGAGAAAUUGGCUAAACUUGAACCUGAGAGUGCUGGAAGUAGUGUGUUGCUAUCAAGUUUAUAUGCUGAUGCAAAUAAGUGGGUAAACGUUGCGAAGGUAAAAAGGGUGAUCAAGAAGAAGAAACUGAAAAAAGUUCCUGGCUGUAGUUGGGUAGAAGUUGCAUAAGUUUUCAGAUGGCUAGAGAAGCUGAAGAUCAGUUGAGUAUGCGAUCUUGGAUUGAAGGCGUGCCUCGAAGGGGAGGUGUUGAUAAUCAAUGGUUGGUUUUGCUCCCUAGUCUCAACUGAUACAUACAAAGGGAAAUGCACCAUUCAACAAAGAGGCAAGCAGUUUCUUUACUGAACAAUGCCUAGAAUCAAGGUGAUCACAACAUAGAUUCCGCGGGAUUCAGGAUCUGAGUUGAGUCAUUACAUACCAUCUUGAGUACCAGUUCGGUUUCUAAGGACGCUACAAAGUGCUGGAAAUGAAACAGUUUGUAGAGGAAAUCAAAGAAUAUACAGAUAGGCAAAGCAUUACAGAAAUCCCAUGCACUUUGGGUCCUCAAAGGCUUGUCCAGACUUCCUAUUAAAGAAGGACCCUACGUCUGAAGAGGGGUUGUAUGGUCUGAAAAUCAGAAGUCUUUCGGAUGAUAGGCUAGUAUUUUCAUGCUGCAUUCAGCUCGGUGCACUAAGCUCCCGCUAUGCACAGGAUUCGGGGAUGGGCCUGACAACAAGGGUCUAUUGUACGCAACCUUAUCUUGCUUCUCUGCAAUAUGCCAUUUUCACCGCUCAAACUCAUAAGCAACAACUUUCUUUAUCAGCUACCCCUUCCUCGGCUUUGAGCUUAUAUAUUGCAGAAUACAUGUACCGGGAUUUGAGAAAUUAAUAUUACUAAUAUGUUUUAGGGAACCUUGAAGGAACGGUAAAGUUAUUUGUGUGAGUGGAAAUAUGUGUUUCGUCUA